UGGGUCAGACAUUCCAACUGUCCCCUCUUUAAGGCCAUCUCCGGUGAAAAACUGAAACCACAAAGAAUCUUACAGAACCAAAGUGGUCGAUGAAAGCUACGUAAUUUGAAUCUGAGAAUACAAGCCAGAAAGUUCGUGAUUUUUACUUCAUUUGGGGAGGAAACCGGCGUUUCUCUCGCUGGGGAGAGCUUGCAGCUACUCUUCCAUGGCGCCAAGGUGGAAAUGGAAAGGUGCAGAGCCAAAAGCUCUUGCAGAACCUAUUUCCCAGACUAUAUCAGAGCUUCGAUCCUCUCUGAUUCAAUCAAAGGCUUCCGGGUUCCUCUCGAGUUGCAACAUCCUUCUCGCCGUGGAGCCUGAACGGGCAGAGCUGCUCGAUCAUGGCUGCUUCGGCAGACCCAUUGUUUCAGCUGAUAAAGAGAAGAGAUGGUUUCAGUUAAGCCUUGAGGAAGCUUUCUUCCUGUUCUACAACCUGAAGUGCAUCAAGAUCUCCAUUCAAGAUCGUUUCUUGGAGAACGAAACAGAAGUUUGGCGAAUCAUGGAAUCCAAAAAACCAAACUUUCCGAUCUAUUACAAAGCGUAUUCUCACCUACGGUCCAAGAACUGGAUUGUGAGAUCCGGGCUGCAAUACGGUGUGGAUUUCGUCGCUUACCGUCACCAUCCAUCUCUGGUUCAUUCUGAGUACGCAGUCUUGGUUCAGUCCGGCGAUGGCGAUGGCAAUGGCGGAAACUUCCGGUUAAGGGUCUGGUCCGAUAUCCAUUCCGCUGUUCGGUUAUGUGGAAGUGUAGCGAAAACCUUGUUGGUUCUGUACGUCAGUGGGGACGGUAAAGGCGAAGACUUGUCGUCAUGUUUGGAGAAUUAUACUGUGGAGGAACAAACCAUAACCAGAUGGAGCCCGGAACAGAGCCGUGAAAAUGAAACUUCGAACCAGAACCGAGCAAUGCAAGAACAAUGAAAACCAUUUACUGUAUACAUGUUUUCCCCAUGAAGUUGUAGUUUUUUAGCAGAAUUAUCUUUUAUAUGGGUUUGCUUAUUGUUA
This is a messenger RNA of Tarenaya hassleriana, 1036 nucleotides long. RefSeq names its product tRNA-splicing endonuclease subunit Sen2-2. The transcript is spliced from 2 exons. Gene Ontology annotation, cellular component: tRNA-intron endonuclease complex. Bases 206 to 952 code for a protein of 248 amino acids. NCBI's taxonomy places the organism in Eukaryota, Viridiplantae, Streptophyta, Magnoliopsida, Brassicales, Cleomaceae. Gene Ontology annotation, biological process: tRNA splicing, via endonucleolytic cleavage and ligation; tRNA-type intron splice site recognition and cleavage. The record is from RefSeq and is a predicted model, not a curated record. Gene Ontology annotation, molecular function: nucleic acid binding; tRNA-intron lyase activity.